Schistocerca gregaria is the source of this 1418-nucleotide messenger RNA. Its product is annotated as trypsin alpha-3-like. Gene Ontology annotation, biological process: proteolysis. Lineage: Eukaryota; Metazoa; Arthropoda; Insecta; Orthoptera; Acrididae. The coding region runs from base 24 to 866 and encodes 280 amino acids. The record is from RefSeq and is a predicted model, not a curated record. The transcript is spliced from 7 exons. Gene Ontology annotation, molecular function: serine-type endopeptidase activity.
UGGUAAUCAAGCUGGCUGUCGGUAUGUGGGGGACACUGGCCUCACUCUUUGUCAUCUCGGUGGCCACGUUGAGCCCAACCAAUGGUGCGACAACAUUGCAAAACCUUCCUGCACGUGACAAGGUCGCUCCAGUGAAUGCGACAUCUUCGGCAAAAGCGGCCGAGUCCCGGAUACUGGGUGGUAGCUUCGCACCCGAGGGCGCUUUCCCCUACCAGGCUGGACUGUGGAUGAGCGGCGACUAUCGGCCAUUCUGCGGUGCCACCAUCGCUGACGCUAACAAUCUCGUCACGGCAGCCCACUGUGUCUUCUACACCAACGGAGACAUGAUACCCGCCAGUUUGCUGAGCGUGUCAGUGGGCAGCGUGUACACCUCGUCAGGCACCAGGGUGCAGGUGUCCGCAAUCUUUGUCCACUCCGAAUACAACCUCAUCACAAGCCAGAACGAUAUCGCUGUUCUCAGGACUGAGGAGAAGCUACCCUUGGGACCUACAGUGCAGUCCAUCGGAUUCUCGGAAAGCACUCCUGCGGCGAACACGCCGUGCAACGUAAGCGGCUGGGGUGUCACUGCUGUGAAUGGGGCCACUCCAGAGCAGCUGAAGUACGUGACGGUGAACGUGACGGACACAGCGGUUUGCCGCACGAGGGUACUCGUUCUGGAAGGGAUGCUGUGUGCUGGAGGGGUGAGGAACGAAGACUCCUGCCAGGGAGACGGUGGUGGGCCACUCGUGUCUAAUGGUUCACUUGCCGGAGUCGUCAGCUUUGGCUACAGCUGCGGUUUGGCAGGGUUCCCUAGCGUGUACACCGAUGUGUCCAAAUACGGCGACUUCCUCAACCAUUCGCUGACAGGGCCGGUGUCGCCUCAAUGACGUCACAAGGCUACCAGACGCUGACCGUCGUCGGCUGCAUGGACAGCGUGGGGAGCGUCAAGCCGGGUUAACUCUGCUGCCUGUUUUUCUGCGAAGUACUACCCUACAGGACAGUGUCUGUAGCAAGAAAAUGCUCUCAUAAAUGGAUGUCUUAUGUAGGUUUAAUGCUCUUGUCAGUAAAUGGCAUGCGAUUUUCUGCUGUUCAUGUACUUUAUUAUAUUUAGUGUCGUACAAUAUGCUGGUACGAGUGAAACUGCCCUAGACCAUGGAUGAUACAUACCGUACAUGACAUCCUUAUAGUGAAACCAACAUCUCGAUCAGCUGAUUAUUGGAAACAUCCAUAUUCAGCAGACCUGUGAAGUACUGUUCAGUUUAUCUUCAUUUUGGUAUUUUCGGUAAGGGUUUCUUUAUUAAAAUGAUGCAGUACUGUACAGCGUUUGGUUCCAGCGAAAGAUAUAUGCAAGCAGCUAAUACAGGAUGUACAUAAAUGUUUACCUUCCUAACAAAAUUCUGUAACUCUUUAUUGAUAUAGUAAAUGAAACUUGCGUUAUA